UGCAAAUUUUGUUACUUUGAGUUUUACCGCAGCACCGAUCCCACUGUGGAAAACCGGGGUUUUAGAAUGAAUGUCUUGAGAUAUUUUUCGAGUCUCAACAGCUCCAGGUUUUUAGUGAAGCCAUCAUCUUUUACAGUGGCACCAAGGUGCUUUUCUACCAGCUUUACAUUGCUGCCAGAUAUUGAAUUUGAAGAAUUGAAGCAGAGGGUUGAAAAAAAUGACAUAACAGUGAUUGAUGUGCGAACACCCAAGGAGUUAAACCAGAUUGGAAUGAUUCCAAAUUCCAAAAAUAUGAAAGUGCAGUCCUUUGGACCAGAUAUCUUAUUACAAGAUGACAAAUUUGCAGAAAAAUUUGGAUUCAAGAAGCCGGCUUUGGAUGAACCUAUUGCAGUUAUUUGUCUUGCUGGUAUUCGUGCAAGAACAGCACAGUUGGCCAUGAUGGCAGUUGGUUACAGUAAUGUUAGGUUUUAUGUUGGUUCAAUGGAAGAUUGGUUGGAGAAGAAAGGUCCUGUUGUAUUUUAGCCAUCAGUCUCAAGUUGAGGUUGCAGAUCAGGAUGGUUAUCCCACUUUCCCAAACAAAAGAGAUACGAUGAUGAAAUGGGACUUAGUUUUAUUAAAGAAUUUUGAGUUUUAAUAAUAAAUGAGUAAAGUUUAUGUAUAA
Macrobrachium nipponense is the source of this 661-nucleotide messenger RNA. RefSeq names its product rhodanese domain-containing protein CG4456-like. The transcript has 5 exons. The coding region runs from base 67 to 522 and encodes 151 amino acids. NCBI's taxonomy places the organism in Eukaryota, Metazoa, Arthropoda, Malacostraca, Decapoda, Palaemonidae. The record is from RefSeq and is a predicted model, not a curated record.